Molecule: messenger RNA, 1302 nt
Organism: Miscanthus lutarioriparius
Lineage: Eukaryota; Viridiplantae; Streptophyta; Magnoliopsida; Poales; Poaceae
Source: the annotation of a GenBank genome assembly
AUGAACGCCAUCGCCGGCGUGCGUGUGCAGCAGAAGGCGAGGAGGCGGCGCGUGCCGGCAUUCGGGGAGUGGAACUACAGCUACUACGGCAGCGCCGAGCUCGCCACGCCCGCGGCGGCGGUCCCCUUCGAGAGGUACGCGGCGGAGCUGGAGGCCCGCAGCGACGUGUGGUUCAAGUACUCGCCGCCGUCGCGGAAGCCACCGCCGGUCAGCAGGAAGGUCCGGAGGCCGGCGGAGAAGUCUUACUGCGGCGGCGGCAAGCGCCCCCGUGCUGCGACGCCUGCGAGGGCGUCCGACGGCGUGGUCCCGUCGUCUGUGCCGCACACGCCGGCAAAGAGCACCAGCGCUGCCAGGGCGGCGCGUGUGGUGCAGCGCGUCGACGCCGACCUGUACCAGGUGCCCCCGCCGGAGUUCGUCCACGACGAUGACCUGAGACCAAGGUGGAAGCAGCAGCCUCCGCCACGGCAGCACUACAGAGAGUGGAACUACAAUUGCUACGGCAGCACCGAGCUCGCCACGCCCGCGGCGGCGGCGGCGGCGGCGGCGGAGCUGGAGGCCCGCAGCGACGUGUGGUUCAAGUACUCGCCGCCCCCGCGGAAGCAGCCACCGCCGCUCAGUAGGAAGGUCCGGAGGCCGGCGGACAAGUCUAACGGCGGUGGCAAGCGCCCCCGUGCUGCCAGGCCUGCGAGGAGGUGCGACGGCGUGGUCCCGUCGUCUGUGCCGCGCACACCGGCAAAGAGCACCGGCACGGCUAAGGUGGCGUGUGUGGUGCAGCGCGUCGACGCCGACCUGUACCAGGUGCCCCCGCCGGACUUCGUCCACGACGACGACCUGAGGCCAAGGAUUGUGCAAAAUUUUUGGUAUUUUUUAUUUCUAGAGCAUUGUACUGUGUGGAUCGAAAGAAAAUCUAUGCAUGGUGCCGUAUUCAGACUGCUUGAGCUUGACACCGCCCAAUCAUCUGACACGCAUCUCAAAACAAUUCGAACGCGCUUUUGCCCGCCCUCUCCUUGCGUGCCUCCGUGCUUCAGGCUCUUCAGAGCCGGAUGCGGCUACAUGAAAAUUGGAUCGACCCCGCCCUUCCUCGUCUGCCUCUCCUGCGCAUCGUACUUGGAGUCAUCGGCAGUGUCCAUGCCGUCACUGGCCUGGCCUGGCAGCAGCGACAGAUCGACGGACGUGAUCAGGUUGGGCAUCAGAUUCAGACGUGUAUCACCGUCGUCGCCGUUAAUCUCGGUAACAGGUGGCGGAGUCGAUGGAGAGGUGAAGUUGGUCGUUGGAGGCUGUCCCUUGCAGUCCACAGUCUAG